Molecule: messenger RNA, 2184 nt
Organism: Ornithodoros turicata
Lineage: Eukaryota; Metazoa; Arthropoda; Arachnida; Ixodida; Argasidae
Exons: 1
Coding region: 1-2184 (727 amino acids)
Molecular function (GO): zinc ion binding; nucleic acid binding
Source: RefSeq, a predicted model, not a curated record
AUGAUUCAGCAAUUCAUCAGAACAUCGCAUUAUCGAGUGUCGACAAAUUUAAAUACAUAUCUGAAGAGUUACCUUACGGGCAAGGCACUAACAGCUAUCGACGGAAUUCAGAUAACGAACGACAACUACGCCGUCGCAGUUGAGCUUCUCCGUGAAAGGUUCGGAAGAUCCGAACUUAUAAUCGAUGAGCACAUGGCAUGUCUUCUACAAAUACGACCAGUACAAGACGCCAAAAACGUGGAAAGGCUACGAUCUAUGUUAGAUGCAGUCCAGACAGGUGUUCGCAGCUUGGAGGCGCUGGGAGUGAACUCAGAUAGUUACGGCGUUUUACUCCUUUCUGUAUUGCGGAAUGGGGUACCAUCAGAGCUCAACUUAGAGUACCAUCGUAAACAUGACGCCGAGCAGUCAACGCGAAGCAGUGACGAGCUACUAGCAUUUUUGAAAUUUCUCAAGAACGAAGUAAAAAGUAGAGAAAGAAGCCAGUACCGGUCAAAAUCGUCAGACUGUGAUGGAGGACGCAACGAUAACCGCCAAAAGAGAUAUCCGCCAUCAGCUGCCGCUUUGACACUUGGAAUGGAACGGGAAAGCCUUGAGUGUAUAUUCUGCGCGUCCAAUAACCAUGCAAGCAAGCCCUGUGAUUCGCCAAUCAGCCUCGAUACACGGAAGGCUAUUCUCGCUCGCGACAACCGAUGCUUUCGCUGUGCUAAACGAAAUCACAGGUCCAGGGAGUGCAGAAACUCGAAGUGGCUAAAGUGUGCGAAGUGUUCCGGCAGACACAUUACACCAUUGUGCGAUCCGAACUGGGCAAACAAAAAUGAAACGGCAACCCGAAUGAAGACUCCAGUAGCUCGCGCAGGCGCAGACGCAACGAGGACGCAGGCGACGUUACAAUCGUCCCUAAAAAUUACAGAUCAAAGUACUGGAUGCUCUUCGGGUGAAAUAUUACUGCAGACAGCCCAGGUUUGGGCCGAAGGAAGGAGGGAACGUGUCCUAGUGCGCCUACUUCUCGAUGGCGGAUGCCAGCGUACCUUCAUCAGAAGCGACCUGUCAAAACGUCUCGGACUCAGGGUACUGGGCGAGGAAGAUAUUACAAUCUUCACCUUUGGUGAAGAUGCGACAGGAGAACAACGUACGUGCCGAAGAGUUGAGCUGUGCCUCACAAGUCAGCAUGACCGAAGGGAUGUUCGCGUCGGGGCGUUACAAGUUCCGAUGAUCUGCUCUGACGUCAUGAAAGCGCCAGUCGACAUUUUGAGAUAUCAACUGCACGCUCAGGGAAUCGUCAUCGCUGAUGCUUCACUUCAUGGCAUACAGUGCGAAGAUGGAAUCAGCGUCCUCAUUGGAGCCGACAAUUAUUGGGCAAUGGUAACAGGAGGCCUCAAACGUUUGGACAAAACUCUCGUUGCCGUAGAGACCAUCUUUGGGUGGACGGUGCAGGGACCCACAACGACUGACUCAUCUGCAACACGUUCAUCUACCGGUGUGAUGAGAGUAGCUGUAACCGGCGCAGUAAACAGAGAAAUAUCCGCCCAAUUGCGAGCAUUCUGGGAAUUGGAACACAUGGGCAUUAAGGAGGAACAGACAACUGUUACCAACGAAAACGAGAUCAUCAAUCAGUUUGAAGAUACAGUGAAGGUUGAGAAUGGACGUUACCAAGUGUCGUUUCCGUGGAACGAGAAAGUGGCCCGGCUUCGCGACAAUAAGGAUAUAGCAAUGAAGAGGCUCGGAUCACUCACAAAGCGCCUUCUGAGAGAUGAACAGAUUAUGAAGGAAUACGACACGGGAAUACGAGAGUACAUGGAAAACGGUUUUGCCGAAGAAGCGCCAGAAACGGCAAUCGCGUCGCCAAACCCGGUGUACUACAUGCGUCAUCAGAGCGUGGUGAGAUGCGACAGCCAGACAACGAAACUACGGAUCGUCUUUGACGCGUCAUCUAGUGCACCGGGAUGCCUUUCUCUCAACGAUACAUUUUCAGCCGGACCAAACUUGAAUCCGAGUCUCAUCGAUCUUCUCAAAUUUUGGAUACAUCAGAUCGCCGUCCUAGCAGACAUUGAAAAGGCAUUUCUCCAGGUAUCACUCUCAGAGGAAGACAGCGACGCAUUACGAUUCCUUUGGUACAAAGAAACACCACUGCCAGGGAUGGAAUUACCACCUAUCGUAACAUGGACAUAUUCUAUUAAUGUGUAA